AUGUCUGUUCAACUUAACUGCCUUCUCUCAGGUCUCAGCCGAGAAGACAUCGUCCAGGUCCAGGUCGAACCUGGAUACUCCAUAGCCCGCCUGCGCGCGGCCAUAUGCGACCAACUGCGCGCUCAGGCUCAGGCUCGGGGUGGAAGAGACCACCUCGAAGGGACGUCGGAGAUCGACCUCCAGCUUAUCGGUGUUUCGCUCCCGUUUGAUGAGCUGGACAAGGCGAUGAGGCCGUUUGAUAUCCCUGGUGCGUUGGUGUGGGAUCAUUAUUUGGACCGGGUUGGUGCGUCUUUUGAGGGUGUGCGGGAUGAUUGUGUGCAUGUCGUUGUGGUUCGGCCUGAGGGUGAGGCUGACGAAGGGAGAAGGAAGAUGUCUCCUAGGCGGAAGUAUGAGGAAGAGGAGGAGGAGGAGGAUUUCCCAGAGUUGACUAAACGUUUAAAAAGAACGCUCUCCGUCCCCGGGAAAUUCACACCUUCGGAGGGCAGCAAGCCAAGUAACUACAGUGCGAUCCAAGACGGGGAUGCGCCGAUUUUGGACGGACGAUAUAGGAAUAGGACGAGCGAUCUCGCCCUCCCUGUGGAGGUCUACCACCCCGUGUUCGCGCGUUUCCGAGCUCGCGCUACGGACCCCGAACUGGCCAUCCCCGACGAUAUGCUCGGUCUCACGACCGAGCUCAUGCGAAAGGCGUCGCGGAUAUCGAUAGGGGAGCCGGAAUCGGAAUCCCGCACUGAGGGGAUGAGGGUGCUCCUCACCGAGAUAUUGUGCUUCACCGUCGUGCGGUUGGGGUAUGGCGAGCAGGCCUGGUUGUCACCGAGCUACGUCGCGGCAUUACCGCGCACUGAACAACCGUUGGGGUGUGCCGCGGUCGUCUUCCUCGAGGAGGCGGACGAGAUCGGUCAGGAUGGAGAUGGGACUACCAAGGGAGGCUUGGCGUACCUUCGUCACUGGAGUGACCGUAAUCAACGGGGUCUCCGGGAAAGGUUGCUCUGCCCGUCGUUCAUCGUUUCGAUCGCAGGACCGUGGAUCGCCGUCCUCGGUGCGGUGCUAACCACAAACGCCAUCGUCCAUCGUCUGACGGACUACAUCUGGAUUGGCGAGAGCCGCGUUCUCGACGACGCCAAUACCUUCCGCAUCGCCCGAGUGCUCACUGCGUUACGACAAUCCGUAGACGAUCUGACGACGUUCUACGAAUCCGAGAUUUCAAUGUCCGACAAUCCAUCUCGGUUCUUUCCCCGAGCCACCUCCUACUAUGAUGAUAAGCGCGGACAAAAAGUCGCGUUUGAGUACUUGGGAGGUCUGGUUCCGUAUAGGUGUGCGGCGUUUAUGGCGGUCGUGCCGGAGGAGAGGCGGUUUAUAGUUGUCAAGUUUGUCGAGCGGUACGGUGUGGAGGCGCAUAGAUUGCUCGAGGGGAAGGGUCUAGCUCCGACACUGUUGUACCAUGGAGAUAUUUGGCACGACGACCCCCUCGCGCAAGCUGGAUGCGGUACGCGGAAGAUGGUAGUAAUGGAGCACGUUGAGGGGAGGGUUUGUGUUGAUGGAGUUGCGGAAGGGGAGAGGGAGGUGGUUAGGGAGGCUGUGAGGUGGUUGCACGAAGCUGGGUUUGUGCAUGGGAAUAUUCGUGGGCGGAAUGUUUUGGUUGUGGGUGGCGAGGGUGGGGGUGGUGAUGGGGGCGAGGGUGGGGCGAAGGCUGGGAGUGUGAAGUUGCUGGACUUUGAUUGGGCUGGGAGGGAGGGCGAGGUGAGGUAUCCUCUUCGCUUGUCGAAGGAUCUUCGUUGGCCGAGUGGAGUACAUGAUAAUGGUCUCAUUUUUACGGAUCAUGAUAACGAGAUGGUGGAUUGGUUGUAG
Coprinopsis cinerea okayama7#130 is the source of this 1845-nucleotide messenger RNA. Its product is annotated as protein kinase subdomain-containing protein PKL/ccin9. The record is from RefSeq and is a predicted model, not a curated record. Bases 1 to 1845 code for a protein of 614 amino acids. Lineage: Eukaryota; Fungi; Basidiomycota; Agaricomycetes; Agaricales; Psathyrellaceae. The transcript has 4 exons.